Monoraphidium neglectum is the source of this 327-nucleotide messenger RNA. RefSeq lists its product as hypothetical. The record is from RefSeq and is a predicted model, not a curated record. Bases 1 to 327 code for a protein of 108 amino acids. Lineage: Eukaryota; Viridiplantae; Chlorophyta; Chlorophyceae; Sphaeropleales; Selenastraceae. The transcript has 2 exons.
AUGUGGUUUUCCGUGGCUAUUGCGGCGUACGCACGCAUCUUUUGGUGGGCGAUACGCCACCUGCAGCAGCAGCUGCUGGCUGAGCUGAAGGCCGAGCUGCGGGUCCAUGCAGUCCAGCUGCAGCACCAGCACGUUCGAUUUCUGGCGGAGCCGCGGCAGCAGCAGGCCGACCUGCAGGCCGAGCUGCGGCAGCAGUAUGCCGACCUGCGGGCGGAGCUGCGGCAGCUGGCUGGGCGGCUGGAAAAGAUGGAGCAGCAACUAAGGAGGCGGCACCCGGCGCGCAAGAAGGGCUACGUGCGCGCGGUGCUCGCUGGCGCCCAUACCUGA